UAUUCUCGUUGUCGUCGCCGUCAGUCGGUUUAUGUAUUCGGAUGGCAGCGGAUUGAUCGAUCGAGUGGUGCUUUCCAGUGCGAUCCAGUAACAAGCUGAUCCUCGCACGUACACCACCUUCACGCCAUGGACUCCAGCCAUAUUGCCGUGAGAUCUGGUAAGCCAGUCGCAGACAGAUGAUAGCGCUCCGAUAAGAUAGCACUUUUUGGACAUCAUCAAGCAUCAUGGCAUAUCGGAAUCCCAAGAAUUAGUCUUAAAAUGGCCAUCUUCGUAAGUGCCUACAGCUUGCGGGCGAUUAGCAAAUAUUACGAGGAGCAAGACCAGAGCGGUCUCGACAAACUGUGCCACUUGGCUAAUCAUCUGCGCACUUUUAUCUUGGCUAAGCUCCAUCAUGUGUUGUUUGCUCUAUAUUUCGCUUCGCUAGCCCUCCAUCACGUUCCCUCCGAGGACUUGAUCUCCCAGUAUGGCAGUCUGGGCUCCACCGAUGAUAUCUUCAUAUGUGUGCCCGAGGAUGGCGAAGUCAGCGAAUCCACUCCGCUGUUGAGAGCGGCAAACUCCUCCACAACUCCCGCCCUUGCCACCGCCACCGCCUUCGCAUCCAGGUCCACUUCAACGAGCAUCACAAAAGACUGUCUUAAUUGGCGCUCGGUGGGACUGCUGGCUAUGUGUUCGUCCGCCAUGGCUCUGGCCAUCUAUUUGCUUUGGAGGCAAACUCAACUGCCGGACUUUGGGUAUCGUCUCACUCUCGUCGAGCAUGAUGUAUGGUCGGAUAUAGAUGUCCAAGAUCAGGGAACUCUGCUGGAUCCUCUCAAGGUAGUGACUGUCUUCUUCACACAGACCGAUAGUCCAGAGUGCCUAGACGAUUGCUUGGAGUUGCUUCAUAAACUGCAGAAAACCCGUAAAGAGGAGCUACCGUACAAUUUUCUCAUCACCGGCGACUGCCAGGCUUUCGAGGCUCGCGGCUGGCAGUACGAGAGCUUCUUCUCCCAGGAUCUGCCCCUGGCCAGCUCCCUGGUAAUAGCCUUCGUGGGGCAGUUCCAUCGAUUACCCCCCAAUCACUGCCAGUUGAAGGUAGCCCAGGCCCUGCUACUGGAAUCCUUAAAAAGAAGGAAACUACAACCGGACUACCAGCUAUAUGUGCUGGGAAGGAAUACAGGAGCUGUGGAGAGGGAAUUGGAGCUUUGGCCCAGGUAUGCUGGACACAGGAGCAUCGAGUGA
This is a messenger RNA of Drosophila bipectinata, 1218 nucleotides long. RefSeq names its product Peptidoglycan recognition protein LD (gene PGRP-LD). Lineage: Eukaryota; Metazoa; Arthropoda; Insecta; Diptera; Drosophilidae. Gene Ontology annotation, biological process: peptidoglycan catabolic process. Gene Ontology annotation, molecular function: N-acetylmuramoyl-L-alanine amidase activity; zinc ion binding. The record is from RefSeq and is a predicted model, not a curated record.